AUGCCAAAAAAGAAACUGAAGAAAUUAACUGAAGAGGAAGACUGUUCGGAUGACCAGGAUGAUGAAAAACCUGAAGACAGAAGAUCUUGUCACCGUACUAUGAGAGAAGAUGGAGAACUUCAGAGUUCCAAAAUAAAGAAAGAUGGGGAAGCGAAGAAGCAAGACCAAAGUUCUCAGAUUCCUCAUGGUGCAGAUGGAAGAUCCCAAGGAAAAUCUCCAAACGGAUCUCAAGAAAAGUCUCCAAGUAAAAGCACAACCACAGACAAUUCUUUAACCCAAAAGAAAGAGCAAACGCAAAUUCUUAUCCAAAUUAAAUCCAAAGGAAUUAAGCAAGGAAAAAUUAUGUACGCUCCUGAUGUGGUGACUACUAGAGGGGCAAGAAAGAACAAAAGUCGUUUUGAUGGAAAAGAAGGGAAAAAACUCUGGCAUAGCUUUGAACUUCAGAGGGACAAGGCACGGAAAAAAAAGGCAGAGAAAACUGAACUCUGCAAACUGAAGCAAAAACCAGAAAAAAACAUGCUGGAAAAGUGUAAGUUAUCUGCAUACAAUUCACGUGUACCACGUAAAAAGGCCGAUGGCUCAAGAAAAAGAAGUGAAGAUGUCAGAAUUCCAGUGAAUCCAUCUGACACCUUGCCAGGGACUGGACGUGGUGAUAGGUCUUCCGCUAAGAAGUCAUAUACAUUACGCAGGCCUUGGGAGGAAGAGUAUGAAGAGGAAUAUGAGAAGUUUUCUAAGGAAAAACACUCUGUGGAUGAGCAUACUCCGUCACACCGUUCAACUGGGAGAGCACGAUGCUGGGGCUCCUGUAAACGGAAAAGAACAGACACUGAUUCUGAUAAAGCUGCUGGUCGUUCAGGGGCUGAUGAAAGGGACUUGGAAGCCCCAGCGUUGUGUCUUACGCAGAAUUUUGAGGUCCCGUGCACAUCUGACUCCUACCAAGAAGGUGAGGACAUAAAAUCUGUCCAAAAGAGCUUUGUGGUCUCUUCACCCCCUCAAGAUAGUCAGAACCCAGAAACAGACCAAGAGAUGCAGAUAGUAGAAGAUUUGCAUGUUGCUCGUGCUGGGAAGAGAAUGGUGCUAUCUGUAGUACAGACAUGUGGAAAGCUUACAAGUAUGGAAAUAGAUCUUCCAGAACCAGAUUUAAAUAUUUCUGCUGAGACUUUUGCUUCUGGUCUGAACAUAUUAGUGGUGAUUGACACAAAUAUAAUGAUUAGUCACCUUGAGUUUGUCAGAUCUCUGAAGUCCGAGGAAAUACCAGGUGUCAGCAGACUUGCAUUAAUAAUUCCCUGGGUCGUACUACAAGAGUUGGACAACUUGAAGAAGGGGAAAAUGUUGCAGCAUGUUCGGGACAAAGCUAUCCCUGCCGUCCAGUUCAUCUACACGUGUCUCAAAAACCAAGAUUCAAAAUUGUGGGGGCAGUCCAUGCAGCUUGCUUCUCAAAAAAUGUAUGGCCUGAGCGACGAGAACAACGACGAUCGUGUUUUACAGUGUUGUCUGCAGUAUCAGAACCUCUUUCCUCAAGCUGUUGUCAUACUUUGCACGGAUGAUAAAAAUUUAUGUAAUAAAGCCAUUGUGAGUGAGGUCAAGGCAUUCUGCAAAGCUGAUUUGUCUACUGCUCUACAGAAUCUGAGCAGGCACCACAGCUGUGUUGGGCUGCAACAGUCAAAAGGUAGACAAUUGGAGAAAACAGAAGGAGGUGGUGCUGGUCUUGUGGCCCAAUUCUCAAAUAUGCUUCCAGACCUUAUAAAGAACUUAGGAGAAGCUUUAUCUUGUAUUUUGGAGACUGAAAUGAAAAUUGUAUAUGGAAACCUGUGGAUGGAGAUCGUGUGUCUGAAGCCACCAUGGACAUUAACAAACUUGCUGAAGUGCUAUAAAAAACACUGGAUGGCUGUUUUUGGUUAUGUUGUACCAAGGAGUUUACUUUCAACCAUUGAAUAUCUCUAUAAACACCUUUCUACAG
This is a messenger RNA of Merops nubicus (carmine bee-eater), 1960 nucleotides long. It is a transcript of the gene SWT1, whose product is annotated as SWT1 RNA endoribonuclease homolog (S. cerevisiae). NCBI's taxonomy places the organism in Eukaryota, Metazoa, Chordata, Aves, Coraciiformes, Meropidae. Gene Ontology annotation, cellular component: nucleus. The annotation marks the transcript as partial. The transcript is spliced from 12 exons. The record is from RefSeq and is a predicted model, not a curated record.